Python bivittatus (Burmese python) is the source of this 2822-nucleotide messenger RNA. The record is from RefSeq and is a predicted model, not a curated record. NCBI's taxonomy places the organism in Eukaryota, Metazoa, Chordata, Lepidosauria, Squamata, Pythonidae.
GUGAAAACAAUUUUCUUUCUCCUUCAGCACAAGAUGAUGGAAAGGACUCUGCAAUACUAUGUAAACCUGUGAAUCUAAGGUGAAAGCAACAUCAAUGGGAUGGAUUCCACAAGCAUGAAGUCUCCAUAUUACCUGAUGCCGUUCUACCAAGACUACCAUAAUAACAACAUAAUUUCCUUGCACUAUAACUACACAGGCAAGCUCCAUGCCAGUAAAUACAAAGGCAGCCUCAAGGCUGAUGCCAUCCUCUUUCUUGUUGUGUGUACGUUCAUUGUGCUGGAGAACCUAAUGGUCUUGCUGGCUAUCUGGAGGAACAAGAAAUUCCACUCACCCAUGUACUAUCUGAUUGGAAAUUUGACACUGUCAGACUUGCUUGCUGGAGUGGCUUACACUGCCAAUAUCAUCAUGUCGGGGCCCAACACUCUCAAACUGACUCCCGUGCAGUGGUUCUUACGGGAAGGUGGGGUCUUUGUCACACUGGCGGCAUCUGUCCUCAGCCUCCUUGCAAUUGCCAUUGAGCGGCACAUCACUAUGGUCCGCAUGAGACUGUACCAUAGGGACAAGAAAGGACGGAUGUUCUUGUUAGUGGGGGCCAGCUGGAUGGCUUCUGUCUUGCUUGGAGUGCUGCCAAUUUUGGGUUGGAACUGCAUUGAAAAACUUCCUGAAUGUUCUACUGUGUUGCCCCUCUAUACCAAGCAUUAUGUCCUCUUUUGUAUCACUGUUUUCUUGGCUAUCCUGGUCUCUAUUGUAGUGCUUUAUGCCCGCAUCUAUCACAUGGUCAAAUUCAAUGGGCAGCGUCUGGGGAGUCUUCACAAGGGUAUGCUUAAGAAGUCCCAGAAGUACAUGGCCCUGUUGAAGACAGUAACUAUUGUGGUGGGCACUUUUAUUGCUUGCUGGUUACCUCUCUUCCUCCUCCUAUUGCUUGAUGUUGCAUGCCAGGCCCAGGCCUGCAGUGUAUUGUACAAGGCAGACUAUUUCUUGGGCUUAGCUAUGAUUAAUUCUCUCCUUAAUCCCAUCAUUUAUACCUUGACCAGUAAGGAUAUGAGACGGGCCAUCUUCAAAUUGCUCUGCUGCCUUCUGGUGAUUACACCAGCUGCACAAGAGAGACAAACCAAACGCUUUGGUCUCCCUAUCUUGGAAGGCAGCACUAGCAAAUCAGACCGUUCAUCACACCAUCAGGAUGGCCCUAAAACCAGCCUGUCAAUUGGGAAUGCCACCCCCACAGCCAUCAAGGCAUUAGUGUUGAAAGCUGUCCAUUGAAUUCUUUUAUGCCCUAGGCAUCAACACAAGGAUACAGGCAGGGAAAAGAGAUUCCUGGAAAUAUACUCUCCAUCUGAACUUGGACUUUUAGCCAUGAAGGAGCUGUGUUUGAUCUUGAAGGAGGUGGUGGAGAAACUGAAGAAAAGUUGAGAAGUACAGGGACAUGGAACGUAUCUAGAUAGUACCUAUCUGGCUGUUACUCAGGGAAAUACUUGGAAGUUUUCACAGCUAGGCCAGGCAGUCUGAAUGGAUAGAACUGUUAUAGGACUUAGGGAGGUAAUAUUGUCCUACUCCUUUCCACUGUGGCCAUGAAUGGGUUCCCUUAAGACCAGGUUCUUACUCAACUAGUUCCUUCUGCUUCUGACUCCAGGAAUACAAAUGUGGAGCACAUGAAGCACAGAACUCAUACUGGGACUAUGCCCACAUCUAGCAUUACUAACACUAGUAGGCUGGAGGGGGAUCAACAGGAGACAUGAAUGAGCCUCAGAACCUGCCUCCUUGGCAAAGUUCAGCUCUAUUUUAGCUUCUGAGGUCUCUUUUGCAUCUUCUGUGCCAGGAACUAUACCUUUCAUGUAGAGUCUUUAUAGGUUAAAAAGUGGUUUAAGUAUGGUUCUUAUCCAUUAUAGCAAUUUAAAGAGCUAACCUUAGACUGAACUGGAUCAAGCCACCACAAAUAUUUGUCCACCUGUCCAGUUCCUAGUUCAGUAUGCAUAGUUGCCCAUACAAAUACAUAUACCCUUUAAAGUAAAUUUUUAUACCCAAAUGGUUUCAUUUGAAAUAAAAAAGGCAUGAGUCAUAAGUAGCUGCAAAAGGCUGUAAGUUAUCCUAUUGAUUGUCCUGUGGCUUUCCGGUGGUAGGACUUGGUGCUAAGUUUGAGUCUUCCAUCUAGCCAAACAGCAAGCAGCCAGAAAGUAAAAGAGAGGUAGGAGGCUCAUCAACUCAGCUGGUUUAGUGCUAUAUUAAAAUACCUCACUUACUCUUUGCUGAGGGCAUGUCCUCACAGCAGGGCAUGCCUUCCAUCUCAUACAUAGCCCGUUAUUGAGACAAGCUGAAGCUGGUCCAGCAUGUUUCAGCAUGAAAGUAAUGUUUUCUCUGACCUGACAAUCCAUGGUACAUGGAGGAGGCGGGCAAGAGGUGAAGCAGUUAAAAUUGACACAGCAGAUCUGCUGUGUGAUGGCCCUCUGCAGUUCUGCCUUGGCUGCAGAAGAAACCAAAACCCGACUUUGAUAGCCACUUCCCUUUCUUUUUCAAUCAUGUUGAUUAUCAUCCUAGAGAGUGUAAAGCCCAGAAACUGACUCCUUCAACCCAGGUUUAAGGCAAGUGCAAUUGAAAGGACUUUGCUUUUGUCAUUCUGUAGCAUGUGCACUGGUCAACUCUCUUCCUAGUAACCUCUGUUCUCAGAGAAGCCCUGACCCCUCAGUUCCUCUCCUCGUGGGAUGGUCUUCUAAAAGGGUCACUCCAUCACAAAGGUAAUUUGGUAAAGAUGGAUAGCUUUAACAUACAGCUAUAUAUUUUUCCUUCCCUACUCUUUUAUGUCAGAGCUAUGUGUAUUUGUGAGCUGA